Prorocentrum cordatum is the source of this 668-nucleotide messenger RNA. Lineage: Eukaryota; Dinophyceae; Prorocentrales; Prorocentraceae. The record is from the annotation of a GenBank genome assembly.
GGGGGGACGAACGUCCAGGAAACAUGAGAAAAUGGGGAGGGCUCUGGGCUCUGUGUACAUGUACGUGCGAGUAAGCCUCGGAUCCCUGGCAUGCGGCCGCGGCCGCGAGGGCCAUGGAGCUGCGGGUCUCGGACGUCCGAGGCCUCCACCCCGCCUGCAUCCUCUCCGUCCGCGCGGGGCAGGCCCGCCGACAGGCCCCGCUGGGACAGCUGGCCACGCACCCCCUGCGGUUCCCGGAGCAAACGGGCGCAGGUGCGAGCGGCCACCUGAAGAUAGACCUGCUGCAGCCGCUGGCCAGCGAGUGCCUGGUGCUGCACCCGGCAGAGCUCCGAGGCUACACGGUCGGCGUGGACAGAGACGGGGGGGCGCCCGGCAGCUUCCGGCUGCUGCUGAGCCAGCUCGGGCCCACAGCGGCGGAGCCCCCAGCCGCCGAUCAGAGCGCCGCGGAGGCGGAGGCUGUGGCCUCCACGCAGCAGUACCUCGAGAAGUUCCUGGUCCUCGAGUACAUGCAGCGCCUGCUGCAGGCUCUGGUGGAGGCGAGGCCGGAGGACCCCUUCGAGUUCCUGUGGAGGCAGCUCGGGGCGCUGCUGGGCGGGGAGCCGCGCGCGGAGCCGGGGCCGAAGAAGCCUGGUGGCGAAGGAACAUCACACACUCACACUCAUACGUAG